This is a messenger RNA of Solea solea (common sole), 3969 nucleotides long. RefSeq names its product carbonic anhydrase Va (gene ca5a). Gene Ontology annotation, cellular component: mitochondrion; cytoplasm. Gene Ontology annotation, molecular function: carbonate dehydratase activity; zinc ion binding. Bases 384 to 1328 code for a protein of 314 amino acids. NCBI's taxonomy places the organism in Eukaryota, Metazoa, Chordata, Actinopteri, Pleuronectiformes, Soleidae. The record is from RefSeq and is a predicted model, not a curated record. The transcript is spliced from 7 exons.
CAUUUUUCCUGUCACGUACCGGGGGGAAGGUUGUAUUUGGGGGUUGUUUACUUCCGUAACCUCAGACGCAGGUGAAAAACGCUACCCGGUUGCGACGGGUGUUGCAUGGAAUACGUGUAACGACGCCCCCAUUUCCCCGCCUAUAGACACACGGUGGGAGGGCAGGGACCGAGAGAAGCAGCCAAACAACGCGAGUCUUGUUAUAAAAAAAAGCUCGCUGUUGCUAAGUGGAAGCUACACUUGUAAAGGAAUUUUAACGACACGCUAACGCUAGCUAACUAGUUAGCUGUACGUGCAGCCGCGCGCGACGUGAAAACAAAAGGGGCGAACAUUUGACUUCAGCUCACAGACAACCCGCUGGUGCCCGCUGAGGGUUCUUCAACAUGGUGACUCUGUCAUCUGUCAUCCGACCGCUGGCUUCACAGCUCCAUCGACAGCUCGUCAGACACGCCAGGAGUCAUCGGUUAACGCCCGUCAGGAGGUGCAACCUCACGGCGUGUUCCAGCAAAUAUGUUCUUUCACAGAUUCAUCCCAUGUGGCAGGGACCCCUCGCGGUACCAGGAGGCGAUCGCCAGUCCCCCAUUGACAUCAUUCAACGGAAGAGCGUCUUUGACUCGGAGCUGAAGCCUCUGGUCCCUGAUUACGACCCAGACACCUGCCAGCAAAUGUGGAAUAACGGUUACUCCUUCCUCGUGGAGUAUGACGACACUACAGACAAGUCGACGCUGAAAGGAGGCCCCCUGCAAGACAAAUUCAGGCUCUGUCAGUUCCACUUCCACUGGGGUGAGUGCAACGACUGGGGGUCAGAGCACACCGUGGACAGGAGGCUGUUCCCUGCCGAGCUCCACUUAGUCCACUGGAACUCUGACAAGUAUAGUCUGUUUGAGGAGGCCGUGAUGGAGGAAAACGGCCUGGCUGUGAUCGGAGUCUUCCUGAAGGUGGGAAAGAGGCACGAGGGGCUGCAGAAACUGGUCGAUGCUCUGCCUGCGAUCAGACACAAGGAAAGCGUCGUGGAGUUUACCAGGUUCGACGCAGCCUGCCUGUUACCAAGCAACAUCGACGACUACUGGGCGUACCACGGCUCUCUGACCACACCUCCUCUCACUGAGUCUGUUUCCUGGAUCGUUAUGAAGCAGCACAUUGAAGUCAGCCAUGAUCAGCUGGCGGUGUUCCGGAGCCUCCUGUUCACCUCGGCAGAGGAGGAGGUGCAGAAGAGCAUGGUGAAUAACUUCCGCGUGCAGCAGCCUCUGCGGGGCCGCACUGUCCGCUCCUCCUUCUCACCCUUCCUGCAGGAGGCGCCGUCGGCUGAGGACAAGCACAGCCACUGAUGCUGCUGGACAGAGUACACACACACACACACACACACUAUUCUGUGUCUUUAAUCUAUUAUUUUUAAUUGUUUUAAAACGUCUGGCAUCAUACAAUGAACUGCAGUUACACAUGAUGCUGUAAAAAAAAAAAAAAGCCCAUUUACAUGCGAACGUUUCUGAGUCAGAUGAGGUUUUUAUUUUCUUUUUUUGGGGUUUUAAUGUCUCACACCCAUACGGGACGGUUACUGGAUACAUUUUACAUUUUAUUACGGUCACUGUGCACGAGUUUGUACCUUCAGAGAGCAGAGAGUGAGCUGGCCGUUAAAUGGUCAGCACAGUCCGCUCUGACUUGUCUUGCUCGUGAUGAAUGUUUCUCUCCAUGUAAGGAUUUUGGAGGUGCUGUCUGUUUACACGACAGAGACCAGGACUGGAGUUUACUGCCUUAUGUCUCUUCACUUGUUACUUACGUAAUAUCCGCGACCUUUAAUGGUUUUUAAAUUCCUUAUUUUAUCCUGGAUUGUGUCGUUGUAUGCAUCCAUAUCAUGCAUACAAUAUGUGUUCUCUACAUCUGUUAGAAAGAGAUUAUACUGUAGUGUGUACAGUACGUCUGAUAUUCAGAAUUUCUACCGCGUAAUACUGUCUCAAUUCAUGUGCUGCACCCUUCAGAGGCACCGUCACACCAGAUCCAAUUCAAUUUUUAAUUGAGAUGCAGCUUUUGAAACAGAGCCUUGUGCCAAAUAAGUGACUUGCAGUAAAUGCACAAACAUGCCAGGCUGCUGUAGCACAUGUACUUAAUACUUAAUAAUUAUAACAAUAACACUAAUAAUAAUGAUCUUCUGAUGAAAUCGAGCAGUUCUCGUGAGUACUGUAACCACACAGUGCCUUAAACUGCUGCACAGUGCAAUCAAAGCCACACCAGCUUCAUUGAACUGUGGCUCAACUACAGUCGCUUUACGGCGAAUUUCUCACUGAGAUUCUCGUUCCUCUUCCUCUUCCUCUGAAUAAAGUAAAUAGACUCAGUCAAGCAGAUCCUACAGAGAACUCUGCUCUGGAACUGAGAGAUGAUGCAAAUCCACCACUACACUUCUAUAUAUAUCGACCAACAGAUGUGUCAGUUUCUUUUCUUUUUAACUUCCUUUGUUUCUAUUUUGGGGCAGAAGAAUAAUCAAAGCAACACAAUCACAUUGUACUGUUAUGGGGUUGAGAAUAUAUUAUUAUUAUUAUUAUUAGACUUUAACAGGUCUAAGCUGCUUCUACUUUGAGAUAUUAUUUUAAACCAUGUAGUGAUGCACAAGUGAUACUAGCAAGAAUAAUUGUGUUGGACAAAUACUGUAUAUUAAUGCUGUGUAUAUACAUAUAUAAAUAACCGACUGUCCCGGUACUUUACAUGAUGUUAUAUUGGCUUUGGCUAUUUCAGCUAUGUAAAGGGAUAGUUCAGGUUUUUUAAGGUGAUUUUAUGAGGUGUUAACACAGUUUCUCACUGAAAACAUGGACAUAAUAAAAUCCCCACCAUCUUAAAGGCUUCAAUAUCUUAAAAGGUUCACCACUUAGUCUUACACUUUGGACUUUUUGGACUGGAACCUUUAGCUUACAGCAAACAGGAGGAGUUGCUGCUUCACCUUCAGAUUUAACUCACUCACACAAACUCUCCAAAGAAGAUUUUCUCUUGGAUUGAUUUUGGUUCUCAAAUUGAUUUUGGUACCAGGGAGUGGAAAAACAAGUUUUUGUUUUUACAAGAUUUUGUCACGAAGCAAACUCGUGGUAAUCUUGCAUCAUCUCAGGAAGUCGAGCAAGCUUCACGCUUUGGCUCACGUCCAACAGUAGCAGCGACGUGGGUGAAUCUUACUAUGCAGCACUACUGGGAAGAGAGAGAGAGAGAGAGAGAGAGAGAGGAAAAGCAGAGAAGACAGUUUUUUUUUUAUUUGAACCAUGAGAGGACACGGUCGUCUUCACAGUUCCUGUGUAACGAGACGACGUGAUGGUUAGACACACACUGAAGAGGCCACAGGAGGAGGUGGAGUGCAGGGAAUGUGUGUAUGUGUUUGUUAGUAGCACUUAAAGAGAUAGUUCAGGAAGUGUGGUUGUAUAAAGUACUGAAGGAGCGUGUCCGUGCAAAGCACACAGAUGCUCACUCUCACUGAGAACAAGCCUCAACACAAGGAAAAGCGCAUUUUAGCCACGUAACCAAAGGUUCACCAAGAAGAUCUUCACCUGCUUCAAUCACUGAUAUCUUAAGAACGUGUUUACGUCUUAAUUUCACAUUUUCUGUCUGGAAACCAGAGUUUGUGUCAAUCCUGCACCAAAUCCCAUAAAGAAAAACACUGAUUUGACAUCACAGCUCACAAGAGCUCUCAAUCCACUUCUUACCUAAAUGACACAAGUGUACAUGUUAUAAGAUGAGAAUUUGUUUUCCCAUGUUAGGGUUAUGUUUUCAUGUCUUUGCACUCAAUCUUCCAAAUACCUGAACUAUCCCUUUUCACGGAAUGUCAUGUGGUCACUAUGUGGUAUGUAUGACACUAACGCGGAGAUAAGGGACCCACUGUUGCAUUCAUCUUGUACAACUUUAUUUUAUUGAGUGAUUCAUGCCUUGAUUGGUGUCUUGUGGUCUUUUCCUUUUUCUUUUUUUUCUUUUUUAAAUUAAAAUGCCUAUUUUCCCCCC